GCGUCGGGACAUGCAUUUGCGACUUUCGCGAAGGCCGAAUCCGUUUUGGCGGUGCAUCGGCGCCGCCGCGCAACCGUCAAGUCGCAACGGUCAAUCUUUCGAACGAUUUUUUGAAUUUCGAAGCCUUUUGUCGUUUCACUUGAAAUUUUCAGAGAAAUUUAGAAAUGUAUAAUAAUUUUGAUGUUUAUGCUAUUCACUUUAUAUAAAUAAAGUACUUUUGCAAGAAAAAAUACCUGCAAUGUAUUUUCUUAUUCCGCCCAGAAGUUUUUACAAGUAUUUGAAAAUGCGCUGUUACCAUUACUUUUAGAGCAUCGAAAAGAGAGAAUUUAUUUAUCAACAUGAUGAAUCCGCCAACUUAAACGUAUUAAAUCAUUUCUAUUCGAAGAUUAAAGGAUCCCGCCAUACAUCAUUUGAUGCGUUCCUGAACUCAUCGCUCUUUACGUAAAAUCGGCGACAUCCCAGAGUUUUGAUCACGUUGUGGUUCCCAUGUGUUUUCAACUAACCUCUAAAACAGAACAAGCUAACGUGUCUUCUUGUCUCGAAAAACAAUAUUUUGUUAGUUAAAAUUGUGUUGAAUUUACAACGGUAAAUAAAAUGAAGCUCAAAAAAGGCAAAGCGGUGGAGAAGAUGGCAAAGAAGCGCAUGGCAAAGAAAAAGAAAAAAAGUAUGGCUGAGAUCUCUACAGAUGAGUUUUUCAAUCAAGAUUUUGAAAACAUGGACCUUAGCGAUGCUGAGGAUGAAGAGUUAGAACAGGAGAAACAGCCAGUGGAAGCAGCAAAGACAUUAAAGAAAAGCAAAAAGAAAACUGUCAAAAAAAGAGAGCCAAAAGCAUCUACAUCCAAAGCAGCAGAAGAUGAUUCUGACAGUGGAGAAAGUAAUUUAGAUCCAAAAGAGCACAAAAAAGCUUUGAUGAAUCUGCAGGAUACAGAUCCAGAGUUUUUCAAAUAUUUGAAAGAGAAUGAUAAGCGACUCUUGGAUUUCAACAUUGAUGAUGAUGGUGACAAUAUGUCCGAAGCUGAUGAAGAAAGUAAGGUGCAUGUUCCAACUAUAGAUGAAUUGGAGAUUGGAAGUGAUGAAUCCGAUUACGAAGCCGAAGGUGUGGAGAAAUCAGAACACUCUGGUGAUCAAAUAAAAGUGACUUUGAAAUUAAUCAAAACUUGGCAACAAGAAAUACAGGAAGACAAGACUUCAAAAACUAUGAGAAGUGUUGUGGAAGCUUUUCAUGCAGCCCUGGAGUCUAUAAACAAUUCUGAAUAUCAAACCACGCAAUAUAAAGUCGAAGGAGGAGCAGUCUUUAAUGGCAUUGUUCAGCUUUGCAUGCUCCUACUGCCAGAUGCCUUUAAAAGAUUCUUAAAGCUUGGUGAUGAACCUGAUUUUGAAGCUCACAAAGCCAAAAGGUUUCCAAAAAUCAAAGGUCUUAUUAAAUCUUACUUGUCUGAUCUUAUUAAGGUUUUUGAUAAUGUAUCAUCCCCACACAUCAUCACACCUCUUUUAAAACACUUGAACCAUCUCAUUCCCUACACACACUCUUUCUCUUCAUUACGCAAGCCUUUACUGCGUAUUUUAUUGAAGUUCUGGUCCACUGCAGAAGAUGAAACUGUCAGAGUAGUAGCAUUCUUAUGUAUUGUUAAAAUUGUAUCAAACCAAAAUACAGCACUUUUGAAUAGUGUACUGAAGACAAUGUACAUUAAGUACGUUGAAAACUCCAAAUUCGUUUCACCUACGACUUUACCAGGAAUUAAUUUCAUGCGACGUUCUCUCACUGAAAUGUACCUGAUUGACGAGGAUUGCUCUUAUUUCCAUGCCUUCUUAUACGUUAGACAACUAGCGAUCCACUUGCGAAAUGCUCUGACGUUGAAGAAAAAAGAAAACUUUCAAAUGGUGUACAACUGGCAGUAUAUCAACUCUCUGUGGUUUUGGUCAGAGCUUGUUCCCAGAGCAAAGAAGCAGUCUUUACUGCGUCAGUUAAUAUAUCCAAUUGUCCAAAUAACCAUUGGAGUAAUAAAACUAAUACCAACUGCGUACUACUACCCACUAAGGUUUCACUGUGUAAAAAUGAUGAUUAACAUGUCUAGAGAAGCUAAUGUAUUCAUUCCGUCGUUGCCGUUCCUUGUUGAGAUAUUGGAACUUUACGAUUUCAAUAAAGGAAACAAGGCCGUUUCAAUGAAACCUAUUUCGCUUAUGUGUAUGCUCCGAGUAUCGAAGAGUCAAGCGCAAGCACACGGAUACAAGGACGCCAUUAUCGAAAACGUAUACGAGCUCAUUUUGGAGAGCGCCGCGAAAGACAGUCACAACAUAUACUUUACAGACAUGUACGUUGUCUGCAUGGUCGAGCUGAAGAAUUUCCUAAAGAAAUGUAACGUGGCGAAUUACUGCCGAAAAAUGAAGCAGCUACUGACUAAGAUCGAGGAAAGUUGCAAAUUCCUUGACACCGAGCGGUCCAAGCGGACGUUCGACCUGUUCGAUCUUGCGGACGUGGAGCUCUGGGAAAACAAGAUAAAAGAGUCCGGUACACCUGUUAGCAAGUUCUACGAUAGUUGGAUCAAGGUACACCAGGCGCAGAAGCUGAAACUGCUCACGAAGAAUGACGAAAAUGCAGAUCCAAAGUUACCCACUCUCAAGAAGAAGUCAAAGAAGAGGCGCGACGACAGCGACGAAGACAGUGAUCUCGAGGUCCCCGUCGAGGAGAUGGAGAGGAGGCUAAAGAAGGACAAGAAACUUAAGAAACCCAAAAAGAAGGUGAAAUUAACGAAUGACGAAGACAUGGAAGUCGACGCGGACCACAACGAUAUCGUGCAAGAUAUAAAGAACGGAGACUGGGACUGAGGGUCCGUUUGUCCCUGGAUGUACAGAUAUAGUUUGUAAAAAGUUUUAUGGCGUCAGUUGAACUGUACAGAGUUUUUUUAUAAAUUCAAAGCUUAUAUUUUUAAUUUUCCGAUCACUGAUUAUUUUUAGAAAUUGUGUAUCUAUCGCCUUGUUUAUUUUGUAAUCUUACAAACAAGAUAAGAUUAAUAAAAAUCUAAAA
Molecule: messenger RNA, 3025 nt
Organism: Nasonia vitripennis (jewel wasp)
Lineage: Eukaryota; Metazoa; Arthropoda; Insecta; Hymenoptera; Pteromalidae
Gene: Noc2
Product: nucleolar complex protein 2 homolog
Exons: 11
Coding region: 595-2826 (743 amino acids)
Biological process (GO): ribosomal large subunit biogenesis; negative regulation of transcription by RNA polymerase II
Cellular component (GO): nucleoplasm; Noc2p-Noc3p complex; Noc1p-Noc2p complex
Molecular function (GO): transcription corepressor activity; histone binding
Source: RefSeq, a predicted model, not a curated record